This is a messenger RNA of Arabis nemorensis, 585 nucleotides long. The record is from the annotation of a GenBank genome assembly. Lineage: Eukaryota; Viridiplantae; Streptophyta; Magnoliopsida; Brassicales; Brassicaceae.
AUGGCUCUUUCGCGCUUUAGCAAGAAGAAAUAUGAGGUGAAACGGGCAUUGAAGAGGUUCACUAAGAAGCUCAGAUCCAAAUUUAGAGACCUCGAGAUUGCUGAAUCGGUCAGAGAUUCGACUUCUCGUCUCCUCCGUGUCAUCUCUCGCAUUCUCAUCGUUCCUUUCAAGACAAGGUACCUUCAAAACACUAUCACUCGAACCCAUUUUAACAACUACUAUAGUCAUGGUCACGACAAGAGACAAGGGUUCCGGUUCCUCGAAUUCUUCUCUAGUCCUUUCGCCAAAACAAAGUAUAUUAGAAGGCAAAGUGAGACCAAUUACUUGAAAAUCUACCAGUACCAAAGCCAGGGGAUGAUUAGGAGCGAGGAGAAAGUUUCGGGGCGAAAAAUGGAAAAAGAAGAAGAAGAGGAGCCAAAGAAGAUUGUUGAUUCGAUGGAAGAUGCUUGGAGGAGAGUGGUGGCUGCAUCUCCGCACCUUAGGAGGGUGGACGAAAGAGCCAGCGAAUUCAUCUAUAAGUUCAGAGAGGAGAUGAGAAUGGAGAAAGAAAGAUCUUUUCUUGAGUUUCAAGAAAGAAAAUCUUAA